Molecule: messenger RNA, 1651 nt
Organism: Lentinula edodes (shiitake mushroom)
Lineage: Eukaryota; Fungi; Basidiomycota; Agaricomycetes; Agaricales; Omphalotaceae
Exons: 2
Coding region: 134-1207 (357 amino acids)
Source: RefSeq, a predicted model, not a curated record
AAGUACUUGAUUCCGUCUGUGAUUCCGACCCAUUGAUGUGAGCUUCUCCCAACAUCUAUUCUAAUCUGAUCCCUAAUAUCUCAGCCUCGCUGUUGCUUGGGGGAACUGAAGCUCAUCCUAAACCCCUUUCAAAAUGACGAUCACCGUGGAGGAAGCGCAGAAAGUAAUCGUGAAGACCUUCUCUAAAUCCCAGCUUUGGCACGUUGUCGGCAUAUCGGAAGUUGAGAAUAUAGACUCAUACAGUCGUACCCGGAUUCACACAACCUACAUCCUCGAUCUAGCGUCAUCCGCUGAUGGUACCUCGACACAUACCUCCUUCAUCACUAUUUUAACUGCGGCAGAAAAUCUUACCUCUGCUUUCCCUUCUAACUCACUUCAUAUCUUCGCGCAGCUCAUCACGAUGAUUCACAAAGGGACAUCCGUCCCCAUACCCGAACCCAUCCUAGACACAACUUUGAGCGUCAUUUCGUAUCCAUAUCUUCUUACACCUCCCCAACCACUCCGAUCAAACUCAAUCAUCACUAUCUCUGCUGCCCGAUCUCAAAAUCUUCUAACAGCACCUCAAGAAGCUUUCAUAGACCGUACUUUAGGUCAGUUCUUGGGACAGCUUCAUUCUGGAGUACAGAACGAUUGGUUUGGUCCUCCGAGCAUCUCUCAGCCAGUCGAACCAUCCUACAGCUGGCAAGACACCUUUGUUGCACUCCUUGAGCCCCUUCUUGAGUAUGCACACGACUCGGACAUUGAUCUUGGAGCACCCUACAAGGAUAUCCAGACAUAUCUAGCUCGGGCUAUUGCGGCUUUUCUCUUUGAAGACGUAGAAGUUCCCUCUCUGAUUUGGUUCACUGGCUCAGAGGAUGAUAUUUAUAUUACGCGUCCCAGGGACACCUCUCCUUCUAUCCAAAUAGCGGCCAUAGUUCCGACUCUUGCUCAUUCUCUUUGGGGAGAUCCGCUCCUCGAAACUUUCUUUCUCCCACCCGCACCGUCAGAAGUUGUAAAGGAAGGCUAUGCGGAUGGCGGGGGAAAUCCCUUGCUGGUCUUCGCAAGGCAAAAGACAAAACGAUUGUGGUAUACCAUAUUUUUGGCUCUCGUUGUUCUUGUCGAGAGAGAAGGGCUCCAAAUCACCGAUUCCCCCUUCAACAAGCGGCCAUGGGCGCUGGAUGCGUUGAAACGAUGUACCCGGGCGUUAAAAGACGCGCCAUGUUAUUAACGCUCACGAUAAUAUUUCAGCGGAAAGCUUAAUCUAUCCCAAGGCUACUUAUAGUUCAAAUGCCGAAGUUGCAUGUCUAGCAAAGGAAAGCACAACGAAGUGACAAAUUAGGAACAUUGUAGGAGACUGGAGGAGACUGAGACACAUAGUCGACGGGUCGAUAUACGUGAUUGCAUUAUCAACGUUCAACAGCCUCGGUGCUGGCGUCAGCUGGUGUACUCGAGCUUUGAGGUACUGUUCACCUAGCAGUGGAUGCGGAUCUGCUUAUAAUUAAGAUGGAUUAUAGUGGAUAAUCGAUAACCUCCGGUCAAUUGACGGUAGUAUGAAGAGAAUCGCCACGGCGUAAUGCCAUGUAUGCAAUUGUAGGUAUAAUGACUUGAAACUAUAAGGGAUGCCUCAGUGAAGCAUAGUUGUUGUUCAGAAUAUAUUUGUGUUCAACGAUUU